AUGGCUCCAGCGAUUGACUUGGAAGACGACGACCCAGUGGUGUCCGAGUACGAUGUCUACAUUACCCCCGAGGCCGAGGAGCAACAGCUGUACGUGCUGCAGUACCUCAACAGGCCGCCCGAUCAGCCCUUUACAAAAGCCUCCGGGAGCCUGCCUGCCGAGCUCAGGGUCAAGAAGGAGUCUGGCUUCAUCGAAGUCGACGUUCCAAUCAACAUCCGCCAGAACUACAACCGCGUAAAUGGCGUGCGGUGGGGAGAGGCCAUGCGCAAGACCAAAGGAUUCGGACAGAAGGCGUUUGGUAUUGCCUCUGGUUUUGAGCGAACUAUGCCGCGCACUGGCAACAGGCCUGGCGCCGAGGGAGGCUCAGCACCACCUGUAGUCACAGCCGAGGACGACGACAACUUUGAGGAAUAUGUCACACAUUUCGAGGAUGCCAACGAGAAGGGUCACGUACUGAAUUCACAGACCUUUGGCGGUCAGAUACUGAGCGACGACAACAAGGGUCCUAGCUACAUGCUGGGAACAUUCCGUGACGACCAGCUCCACCUCACACGGCUCAACGGCCUCGUACAGCUCCGUACACAGUUCCAUCACAUCGACGCUUCUGCACAACUCGAGGCGGUCGCUCGGCGGCGUGAAAAGGAGUCGCAAGAAGGCGCGAAGCUAGCAGAACCCAAGGCGUUCAUUCCCACCGUGAAGAAGGCUGGCGGAGACACAGCAGCCGAGCUGACGCAGCAAUUCAUGAAGGCGGCGAAUCAAGAGCCAUGGCAUAAGCUGCAGUACUCUGAUGAAGAUUCUGAACUUGCCUACGACUCUUACACCGAACGCCUGUUCCUCCCCAGAACCAUCGACGCCCCGAAGCUACAUUCCAACCUCAACAACGAUCAGUUUCUCGAUGUCAUGAGUGCUCCUUCGGCUGGCAAAGGUGCAAAGCGAAAGAACGCGACAAGAGAAAAGGAGUUGAUCGAAAUCUCGGACGAAUCCGAUGACGAAGAUGAGACCGUGACUUAG
Molecule: messenger RNA, 1011 nt
Organism: Ascochyta rabiei
Lineage: Eukaryota; Fungi; Ascomycota; Dothideomycetes; Pleosporales; Didymellaceae
Exons: 4
Coding region: 1-1011 (336 amino acids)
Biological process (GO): DNA-templated transcription
Cellular component (GO): RNA polymerase III complex; nucleus
Source: RefSeq, a predicted model, not a curated record